Akanthomyces muscarius is the source of this 1371-nucleotide messenger RNA. RefSeq lists its product as uncharacterized. The record is from RefSeq and is a predicted model, not a curated record. The transcript is spliced from 2 exons. Bases 1 to 1371 code for a protein of 456 amino acids. NCBI's taxonomy places the organism in Eukaryota, Fungi, Ascomycota, Sordariomycetes, Hypocreales, Cordycipitaceae.
AUGAACUGCGACGAGCUUCAAGAGGGCGCCAAGGGCGAGCGCUACAUCAUCAAGCGACCCAAGGCGCUGCAGUGGUUCUGUGACGGAGAGCUGCAAAAGGACAGCGACGAGGAGCGCCAGGCCGGUCGCUUCGAGCUGUUCCUAGACCUUCUGUAUGUCGCAAUCGUUGCCAACCUCAGCGAUGAGCUCAGCGAGCACCCGGACGGCGCCCACGUCGCCAAGUACAUUCUCACCUUUACGCCGGCGUGGCACAUCUGGGUGGACCUGCGCGAGAUUAUGAACUCGUACUACACCGACGACCUGAUCCAGCGGCUCGUCAUCCUCUGGGUCAUGGCGCUGCUGGUGCUGUUCGCCAACAACGCCAACGCCGUCGACGAUGACCUGUCGGCGAUGCGCACCGCCGCGGGGGCGUACGUCGCCGCGCGCUUCACCACGAUGCUCGUCUUCCUCAUCAGCUCCUUUGCGAGCUACGCGCACCAGGUGCAGGCGCGCAUCAUGGCCGGCUUCAUGUUUGUGGGCCUGCUCAUCACCGUCCCGCUGUUUGUCGAGGGCGUGAGCGUCGGCGCCAAGGCGGGCGUCGUCGCCGUCAUGGUUGUCUACCAGGAGCUGACGUGGAGCCUGACGCUGAGCCCGUGGCUCAAGCGCCGCCUCAAGCUGCGCUACAGCACGGCCGUGGACAUUGCGCACGAGAUUGACCGCAUGGCGGCCUUCUUCAUCAUCAUCCUCGGCGAGUUUGUGUACAUUGUCAUUGUCGGCAACCCGGCGGGCACGGGCCUCACGCCGGGCUACGCCAAGGCCGUCUGCACCCUCGUCAUUGCGUUUUGCCUUAACUGGAUCUAUGUCAGCGGCGACGGCAGCCUCGCGGGCACGCACCCGAUCCGUCGCUCGCCGUGGACCGCGUUUGGCUUCUUCCUGCUGCAUCUCCCCAUGGCGGCCGCGUUUCUCAUCGCCGGCCACAUCAGCGCCAUGAGCGUCGCGUUGGAGGAGUUUGAGGAGGGCCAGCGGUGGCUGCUCGGCGCUGGUCUGGGUAUUGGCGUGCUGUGCCUCUGGGCCUACGGCAUGCUCUACAAGGCGGACGAGGUGCGCCACGACCUCAUGCUGCCCAAGAACCUGCGCAUCGGCAUGCGUCUGGUCAUUGCCGUCAUCUUGAUGAUUAUCCCAGUUACGCAUGAGCAUUUCAGCGCGACUCAGUUCAUGGUGAUCGUGAUGGGACUGAUUGCAUUUUUGACAAUUUGGGAGACGAUUGGCGGCAUGCUGAAGAGCACUGCCAUCUUUGAGCCGUGGACAGAUGCGCACCCUCCGUCCGGGGCGCUGCUGAGAGGCGAGUCUAGCACGCAAAACUCGGACGGCCUGAUUGAUCGUGAAUCGUGA